Molecule: messenger RNA, 669 nt
Organism: Lentinula edodes (shiitake mushroom)
Lineage: Eukaryota; Fungi; Basidiomycota; Agaricomycetes; Agaricales; Omphalotaceae
Exons: 2
Coding region: 1-669 (222 amino acids)
Biological process (GO): lipid metabolic process
Cellular component (GO): membrane
Molecular function (GO): oxidoreductase activity, acting on the CH-CH group of donors
Source: RefSeq, a predicted model, not a curated record
AUGUCAUCCAAUGAUCUCUUUAACCGUGGCUCGAGCCAUUCUACCCCAUUCUCGCGUGCCCUUUUUGUCCUCUGCCGGGCUCUAGACCUUCCAGUUGAAUAUGUCAUCCUCCUAGGUGGUACACCCCACCGCACUAUCUUAUUAGCCAUGGCCCUAAUCUCAUUCAUCAAACACACCCACUGGGCCACUCGGAUCUCACAAGAAUCUAUGUCUCCCAGAGCUGCACUAUUCACAGGAAUUGCCCAUUCAUUUGGGAAUUUGCUUAAUACAGUGUUGUUUAUCGCAACGUCCAGAGACGGAGACGGAUUGCCUGUACAUACGAUCAUUGGCAUGGCCAUAUUCAUUCUCGGCAUCUUGGUCGAAUGGGGCUCCGAAAUCCAAAGACUGCGGUUCAAGAAAGAUGUGAAGAACAGAGGACGUGUGUAUACUAAAGGACUUUUUGGUCUCACCAGGCACAUCAACUACACCGGAUAUCUCUUCUGGAGAACAGGUUUCGCUCUGGCUGCUGCCGGGUGGAUAUGGGCUUUGGUAACAUGUGGUUUAGGGGCAUAUAAGUGUUUGACCAGUAUCAUUCCUGAGCUUGAUGAGUACUGUGAAAAGAAGUAUACCAAUCAAUGGACGAAAUACAAGGAAGAUGUUCCGUAUAAACUCUUUCCGUUUAUCCUCUAA